Molecule: messenger RNA, 1246 nt
Organism: Triticum urartu
Lineage: Eukaryota; Viridiplantae; Streptophyta; Magnoliopsida; Poales; Poaceae
Product: PHD finger protein ALFIN-LIKE 6
Biological process (GO): regulation of DNA-templated transcription
Cellular component (GO): nucleus
Molecular function (GO): transcription cis-regulatory region binding; histone binding; transcription coregulator activity
Source: RefSeq, a predicted model, not a curated record
UCCACCUCCACCUUCCAGGCUGCCUGCCCCUCCUCUUUCUCUCCCCCCCCUGCGCUCCCACCACCGCCUCCUCCCCGUCGCCGCGCCCCGCCGCCGCGCUCGCCCGCCCGCCGGGAGUCCCGGACGCCAUUGCCCACGCCCCCAUGGACGGCGCCGGCGCAGGAGGGGCGUACGUCGCGCGCACGGCGGAGGAGGUCUUCCGCGACCUCCGCGGCCGCCGCGCCGGCAUGAUCAAGGCCCUCACCGAAGAUGUGGACAAGUUCUUCAAGCUCUGCGACCCUGAAAAGGAGAACUUGUGCCUUUAUGGAUAUCCCAAUGAGACAUGGGAAGUGACCUUGCCAGCUGAGGAAGUGCCCCCAGAGAUCCCUGAACCAGCAUUAGGAAUCAACUUCGCUAGGGAUGGAAUGAAUGAGAAGGAUUGGUUGGCGCUAGUUGCAGUUCACAGUGAUUCCUGGUUGCUGUCCGUUGCAUUCUACUUUGGAGCCCGCUUUGGCUUCGACAAAGAAAAUAGGAGGCGACUGUUCAACAUGAUAAACAACUUGCCCACUAUAUACGAGGUAGUGACAGGAAUUGCCAAGAAGCAGUCAAAGGAAAAGACUCCCAACAGCAGUAGCAAGAGCAACAAGCCCAGUAUGAAAGUGCUCUCGAGAGCCGAGCCCCGCGCAAAGGCCAAGGUGCCAGUCCCCAAGGACGAGGAGGAGAGCGGCGAGGACGAGGGCGAUGACGAGGAGGAGGAGCACGACAACACCCUGUGCGGGACCUGCGGCACCAAUGACGGCAAGGACGAGUUCUGGAUCUGCUGCGACAACUGCGAGAAGUGGUACCACGGCAAGUGCGUCAAGAUCACGCCCGCCCGGGCGGAGCACAUCAAGCACUACCGGUGCCCGGAGUGCACCAACGGCGGCUCCAACAGCAACAAGAGGGUCAAGACAUGAGCGCGCGGCGCCGGAGAAGGAAAAGCUGCGCCGCGCUUGCUGCGAGGAAAACCAAGCAAUCUUCGCCCAGCCUCUAGAUAUCAUUUAUUCAUGGCUUAGUUUCCUUCCUAGUCUGUAAGCGUGCUUCAUCGUGUUUUAAAAAACUAUGAGAUUUUCGUGUGUUGACAUCAACCAGCCUUUCUUUCUAGCAUGUAAACUCUGUCGACUGCCAGCUGACCAUUGCUUCAUUAUUCGUGGAUCCUUUGUAGUUCGUGACUCUGUUGCCGUCAUUCGUGUUGGCAUUUGCACUGAUCCUGGGUUGCUUGCUUGAA